Molecule: messenger RNA, 819 nt
Organism: Penicillium egyptiacum
Lineage: Eukaryota; Fungi; Ascomycota; Eurotiomycetes; Eurotiales; Aspergillaceae
Source: the annotation of a GenBank genome assembly
AUGUACUCUCUUUACAGCCCUGGAACCCCCUGUAUAGGUGUGUCUCUGGAAGGCCCAUCAGCAAUCUCUGAAACGGAAAGGCUCUGUAUCACAGUGAAGAUCACCUAUGAUGGUUUGACAAACGAGGAUUGCGAGGCUGUCCAUGCUGAUGCAAAGCCAAUCACCAUCCAUGAUUACCCUUUUUAUCGUGAUAACUUUCGACUACAACGCCGCUGCCACGAUUACGAUCCGUUGAAGAAUUCGGACGAGGAUCCUCUGCAGUGGAAGGGUUAUUUUGACGACGAACGGAACGAGGGUUGGAUGAUAGUGGAUGAACCCGACGUUGAGGUCAACGUCACGGAUUCUAUAUUUUUCCGCAGCCUCCAACCAGGGGAAAGUCUUAUUAGACAUGUUUUCCUUGGCUUUCUCGACUUGCACCCCAAUACAGUGGUCGGCGACACAUAUCGAUACCAGUACUGGGGUUGCUGUUGGACUUGGGGCGAUCGAGAAGACCAUGCGAAGACAGUAGUGAAAUUACCAUGUUGGCUGAAUGAUCAUGUCGUUGACCCCGCUGAUAAUGAUGGAAGGCCGGUUAUAACUCAUCCAAUUUUGUCGAGUUCACCGUUGUUAAUUGAUUUGAAAUGGAUACUCUUUGGUCUUGACGUAAAGUCUAGGAACAAAAUAGACAUGCAUUUGACUUAUGCUUUUGCCUUUUCUUUUGAUUCAUCGGGAAAGCCCCCAUGCUCAAGGUGGGCUGUGUCAAUAUACAAAACAGCUAGUCUGAAGGCACCUACUCUCAUGUAUUCUCGCGUAUGCAUGGACUACCAGCGUGUGGCAUGA